Messenger RNA from Lachancea nothofagi CBS 11611, 1119 nucleotides. The record is from the annotation of a GenBank genome assembly. NCBI's taxonomy places the organism in Eukaryota, Fungi, Ascomycota, Saccharomycetes, Saccharomycetales, Saccharomycetaceae.
AUGUUUAUCAAGAACGAUCAUGUCGGAGACAGAACCCGUCUGGAAGACUGGAGAAUCAAAGGCUACGAUCCGCUAACUCCCCCAGAUUUGUUGCAGCACGAGCUUCCCAUUUCUGCCAAGGGUCACAAAAUUAUCGUUGAUGCCAGAGAACAGGUUUGCGAUAUUUUGAACGGCAAGGACGACCGUUUGGUCAUUGUCAUCGGGCCAUGUUCGAUUCACGAUCCAAAAGCUGCAUACGAGUACUGUGACCGUUUGGCUGAACUUUCCAAACAACACUCCAAAGAUCUACUUAUUAUCAUGAGAGCUUAUUUGGAAAAGCCAAGAACCACGGUCGGCUGGAAAGGUUUGAUCAACGAUCCAGACAUCGACAACUCAUUCCAAAUCAACAAAGGUUUGAGAAUCUCCAGAGAAAUGUUCACUAACCUUGUCGAGAAGAUGCCCAUCGCUGGUGAAAUGUUGGACACCAUCUCCCCACAAUUUUUGAGUGACUGUUUCUCGCUGGGUGCUAUUGGCGCCAGAACCACCGAGUCCCAACUUCACCGUGAACUUGCAUCCGGUCUUUCGUUCCCUAUUGGGUUCAAGAAUGGAACUGACGGUGGCCUUCAGGUCUCUGUUGAUGCUAUGAGAGCAGCUUCCCACACACAUUACUUCUUGAGUGUCACUAAGCCUGGUGUCACCGCUAUUGUUGGCACUGAAGGUAACAGUGACACUUUCAUCAUCUUGAGAGGUGGUAAGAAAGGAACGAACUUCGACCCUGAAAGUGUGAAGCAAACGCAAGCUGAACUAGUCAAAGCCAAGGUUGCUGACGAAGAAGGUAUUCAAAGAAGAAUCAUGAUUGACUGUUCUCACGGGAACAGCAGCAAGGACUACAAAAAUCAACCAAAGGUGGCCCAAUCCAUUUACGAGCAACUUGUUGAUGGACAAAAUGCCAUCUGCGGUGUCAUGAUCGAAUCUAACCUUGUGGAAGGUAGACAAGACAUUCCAGCUGAGGGCGGUCGCGAAAAAUUGAAGUACGGUUGUUCGAUUACAGAUGCCUGUAUUGGUUGGGACAGUACCGAAGAGGUUCUUGCUUUGUUGGCUAAAGGUGUUCAAAAGAGAAGAGAAUUCUCGAAGAAAUAA